AUGCCUUUGCCAAGCAAAGCCAGAGUUUAUGCUGAUGUUAACACAAAAAAGCCUAGUGAAUAUUGGGAUUAUGAAUCUCAUGUUGUUAAUUGGGGAAAUCAAGAUGAUUAUCAGUUAAUAAGAAAAUUAGGAAGAGGCAAGUACAGCGAGGUCUUUGAAGCAAUCAAGUUGCAGAAUAAUGAAAAAUGCGUCAUUAAAAUUCUCAAAUCCAGAACACCAGCACUCGUGUUUGAGUAUGUAAACAACGUUGAUUUCAAACAACUCUAUCCAACCCUCACUGAUUAUGAUAUCAGAUUCUACAUUCUCGAAGUGUUGAAGGCACUUGAGUAUUGUCACAGUCAUGGCAUUAUGCAUAGAGAUGUUAAACCACACAACGUCAUGAUAGACCAUGAUCUAAAAAAGUUACGACUCAUUGAUUGGGGAUUGGCAGAGUUCUAUCAUCCAGGCCAGGAAUAUAAUGUAAGGGUGGCUUCGAGGUAUUUCAAAGGUCCCGAGCUCCUACUUGAUUAUCAGCUGUAUGAUUAUUCAUUGGAUCUGUGGAGUUUGGGCUGCAUGUUUGCAAGCAUGAUUUUCAAAAAAGAACCUUUUUUUCAUGGGCACGAUAAUUAUGAUCAGCUGGUUAGAAUAGCUAAAGUAUUGGGCACGGAAGAGUUGUUGGAAUAUAUUGAUAAAUAUCAAAUUGAAUUGGAUCAGAGAUUCCAUGACAUUCUCGGCAGACAUUCUCGUAAGAGGUGGGAGAGAUUUGUUCAUGGAGAGAAUGAACACCUGGUGUCGGUGGAGGCCUUGGACUUUCUGGAUAAGUUGCUACGAUAUGACCAUCAGGAGAGACUCACUGCAAAAGAGUCGAUGGACCAUCCUUAUUUUGAUAUGAUUUUAAAAGGAGCCUACAAACCUCCAGAGAAAAUAAUUCUGGGAUUGUCUUCUGCAUCAACACAAUCUCAAUUAUCUGGUGUAGCCAGAACUAGACGGGACUAUUUGUACUUCAACGAUCUUUUUAUUUUCAAAGACCUUCCCUAUCUUGAUCUCUACAAGUGA
Molecule: messenger RNA, 1035 nt
Organism: Helobdella robusta
Lineage: Eukaryota; Metazoa; Annelida; Clitellata; Rhynchobdellida; Glossiphoniidae
Exons: 12
Coding region: 1-1035 (344 amino acids)
Biological process (GO): protein phosphorylation
Cellular component (GO): nucleus; protein kinase CK2 complex; cytosol
Molecular function (GO): protein serine/threonine kinase activity; ATP binding
Source: RefSeq, a predicted model, not a curated record